ACAUUUUAAUUUACGGCUGGUAUCACCUCUCAAAUUUUCAAUAAUCUUCCUUUUCAUAGCAGCACGUGUAGACGCGGACGACUUGCUUAUCAUCUUAUAGAAUAAUUUCGCUUAGGUUCGGAUCAAGAUGCCUUCAGACGCGAAAAAGCGAGCACAACAGAAGAAGAAAGAGGCAGCCAGUAAUAGGAACAAAAAGAAUGUGACUCGGGUGACGAACUCCGAAGAGAACGGUACAGCGAACGGCACCGCGAAGGAGGAGUCGAGAGAGCUCACGGCUGAAGAGGCGCUAUGUCUCAAGCUGGAGGAGGAAGCGAGAAUAAAUUCGGAGGCGCGCUCAUGCACCGGCUCUUUGGCCGUACACCCUCGCUCUCGUGACAUCAAGAUCGCGAACUUCUCCAUCACCUUCUACGGGUCAGAGCUUCUGCAGGACACACUGCUCGAGCUCAAUUGCGGACGGCGGUAUGGCCUGGUGGGGCUUAACGGAUGCGGCAAAUCGUCUCUCCUCUCCGCUCUCGGCCGCCGCGAGGUCCCUAUACCGGAUCACAUCGACAUAUUCCAUCUCACGCGGGAGAUGCCGGCGUCCGACAAGAGCGCCCUGCAGUGCGUAAUGGAGGUCGACGAGGAGCGGGUCAAACUGGAAAAGCUGGCUGAGGAGCUGGCGCACUGCGAGGACGAUGAGUCUCAAGACCAGCUGAUGGACGUGUACGAGCGCCUGGACGAGCUGAGCGCGGACACGGCGCAGGCGCGCGCGGCCAACAUCCUGAACGGUCUCGGCUUCACCAAGGAGAUGCAGGAUAAGGCCACCAAAGACUUCUCCGGAGGGUGGCGUAUGCGUAUAGCGUUAGCACGUGCGUUGUACGUGAAGCCACACUUGCUACUGCUGGACGAGCCCACCAACCACCUGGACCUGGACGCGUGCGUGUGGCUUGAGGAGGAACUCAAAAACUACAAACGCAUCCUGGUGCUCAUCUCACAUUCCCAGGACUUCUUGAACGGAGUCUGCACCAACAUAGUGCACAUGAACAAACGACGGCUCAAAUACUACACGGGCAACUACGAGGCCUUCGUGCGGACGAGAAUGGAGCUGCUCGAGAAUCAGAUGAAGCAGUACAAUUGGGAGCAGGACCAGAUCGCGAACAUGAAGAACUACAUAGCCCGCUUCGGUCACGGUUCGGCCAAGCUCGCGCGCCAGGCGCAGUCCAAAGAGAAGACGCUGGCCAAGAUGGUCGCCCAGGGGCUCACAGAGAAGGUCAUCGAUGACAAGACACUCAACUUCUACUUCCCCUCGUGCGGCAAGGUGCCGCCGCCCGUCAUCAUGGUCCAGAACGUGUCGUUCCGCUACAACGAGAACACGCCGUGGAUCUACAAGAACCUCGAGUUCGGCAUAGAUCUGGACACGCGGCUAGCGCUGGUGGGCCCCAACGGCGCGGGCAAAUCCACGCUGCUGAAGCUGCUCUAUGGAGAUCUGGUACCAUCAACGGGCAUGAUCCGCAAGAACUCCCACCUGCGUAUCGGCCGCUACCACCAGCACCUGCACGAGCUGCUGGACCUGGACCUGUCGCCGCUCGAUUACAUGAUGAAGGAGUUCCCCGACGUGCGCGAGCGAGAGGAGAUGAGAAAGAUCAUCGGGAGAUAUGGCCUCACUGGCCGCCAGCAGGUGUGCCCGAUGCGUCAGCUGUCCGACGGGCAGCGGUGCCGAGUGGUAUUCGCGUGGCUCGCGUGGCAGACCCCGCACCUGCUGCUCAUGGACGAGCCCACCAAUCACUUGGACAUGGAGACCAUCGACGCGCUCGCCGACGCCGUCAACGACUUCGAGGGCGGCCUGGUGCUCGUCAGCCACGACUUCCGGCUCAUCAACCAGGUUGCCGAAGAGAUCUGGAUCUGCGAGAACACAACCUGCACCAAGUGGACGGGCGGCAUCCUCAAAUACAAAGACCAUCUCAAGUCCAAGAUCCUCAAGGACAACGCCGCCAACGCGGCCAAGAUACGCAAAUAGUCCAAUGCUUAGCCUUACACUUAUGUACGUACCGCGUAACGCCCGAUUAACCAAGUACACAGUAGCCCAGGUCGUUCCUGCUCCUAAGCAGGAUAUAUACACGCUGGCUAAAUAAUAAGUGCAUUCCCGUUGCCAGGGAGGUUUUGGGAUUAUACUGAACAACUUUUACUAUGGGACCAACCCCGAAAUCGCGAAAAAAAAUUUAGCUGUUUCAUACAUUUUAGCUGGUCCAUUUUCUAUGGGAGGGUAAAAAUUUUUUUUCGCGAUUUCGGGGUUGGUCCCAUAGUAAAAGUUGCUCAGUAUAAUCCCAAAAUCUCCCUGGCAACGGGAAUGCACUUAUUUUGUAGCCACCCAAGGAUGAGUAGCCUACGUGUGGUCUUACCUUAUAUCGACACAAAUACGGAGGCUGUGAUUCAAUAAUCGGCGCUUGGAGGCUAAGCAAGAAGAAUUCCCUAUCUCUAUCGCACGCGCGUAAAUAUAUUGCUAUCCCUCAUCGACGGUCAGUGUGACUGUGCGAGUAGAACAAUAUAAUAAUGCGCGUGCAAUAGAGAUAGGAAUAGCCGUGCUUAGCGUCUUUACGUAGAAAUGAUUUUAGUUGGUUAAAAACAGGGUCGAAUGCUAUGUCCAGUAUUUUAGACGUUGCCAGGUUAAGUGUGGCGAUGGCAGGUUUACACUCUACACUGAGGUUUAGGGGAAAGUUUACGUAGAUUUGUUAAAAAUUCUAAAUUUGCAAAGGUCUGAGACCGCACGUAGGUGGUUAUGGGUACAGGCCGAAGGCCGGAGGUACUAAAGCUAAUACAUUUUGCUUGCCCGGAUAUUUCUUUAUAGAAACAAAAUAUUGUGUUUUCGGGUCUUGUCGUUUCCCCACUUCCAAAAUAUUAUUUUUGGUAAAUUGUAGCAUAAUAUUUCAUUCUGUAUAUAAAUUCCCUUAUUCAUAAAACUGUACGGGCCUGAUUUAGUUAAAUUAUGUUUUAUCCAUUUCUUACAAAUACAUAAGUCAAAAUGACAAAUAAAGACAAACGAUUCGUAGCUAAUUCAGGCCAGUAACGCGUUUAUGAAUAACGCCAAAAACCUUAAACUAAAGGUUACAAGUGUUUUUAUCAGUAGAAAUCAUAAUUGAACUAGACAAGUAGAUUUAAAUUAAUAAAUUAGAUCAUGAGUCCAUGCUUUUACUGUACUGCCGUGUUUCGAUCAUGGCAAAGGAUAUUAGAAAUUAAUUAUUGACAAAUAGUGGUACUUUUUGCAUAAGUCACGUUUUGAAAUAAUUACAUUGGUGCUGCUGGGCUAUUAGUGAGACUUAGUGUUAGAAACAGUUAGUUUCAAUUUUACUUUCCGUUAGCCAUGAUCUAAAUGUGUCCUUGUCCAAAAGGUACCACUGCCUGUUGUUAAUAGGCAAUGCACGACAGUGGUACGUUUUGAGAGAAAAUGUCACAAAGAGACCUUAAUCAGCAUAUACACAUGGAUGACGGUGGGGUAUAGGACUGAGGCCGAUAGUCUCUUCCUCGAUACGUGCACGUUAUACUGACAUUGUGAAAUUAUUCAAUAUGUAUGAUAAAUAAAGUUGUCACUG
This is a messenger RNA of Cydia strobilella, 3566 nucleotides long. RefSeq names its product ATP-binding cassette sub-family F member 2. Gene Ontology annotation, molecular function: ATP binding; ATP hydrolysis activity. NCBI's taxonomy places the organism in Eukaryota, Metazoa, Arthropoda, Insecta, Lepidoptera, Tortricidae. The record is from RefSeq and is a predicted model, not a curated record. The coding region runs from base 128 to 1996 and encodes 622 amino acids. The transcript is spliced from 12 exons.